AUGUCUGCUAGUGAAUACCUUGCUGAAGCUGAACAACACUGGGCCGACGGCCGUGCCGAAGAGGCUGUUAGCCAAUUGGCACAUGCUGUUCGUAGCAACCCAUCUGAAAACGAAGCCAGCGGCAUCGAUGAUGCCAUUGCCAACAUUGCCAAAUCCUUCAUGAGCAGUGGUGGUGAGAACGAGGAUGGUGAUGGAGACCGUGGCAUGGGUGGCAUGGGCAGUAUUGCCGCCCAGUUGUUGUCUGGUUCUGGAGGGUCCAGCUCUGCACAGAUGGGCAAGUUGGCGCUGUUGGCCAUGGCUGUGAAACAAGGUAAUUUGAGCAACCUGGGCAGUCUUGCCGGUGCUCUUGGCGGCAGCAGCAACGGCAGCGGCAGCGGCAGCAGCAUGGGCGGUCUUGCCGCCAUGGCCAAGGCCUACAUGGAAAGCGGCUCGUCGUCACAAGGCCAUUCGCCAUCGCCAUCGCCAUCGCCAUUUGCUGCUUUGGCGUCCAUGGCCCAACAACACAUGGCUGCUGCGUCUCAAAACAACAGUGUCCAAAACAACAACUCUUCGCAAGCUUCUUCUCAAGGAGGCAUGAUGGGUGCCAUUGCAUCUGCAGCUGCUUCUUACCUAGGUGGUGGCCAAUCCCAGAACAGACGCGAGAACGGCGACAGACGCGAGAACGAGGGCCGCAACGAGGGUUCUGACGGCGAGCGUUUUGGGUUUUCCGGCAACUUCCAGUGA
Henningerozyma blattae CBS 6284 is the source of this 723-nucleotide messenger RNA. It is a transcript of the gene RNQ1, whose product is annotated as prion domain-containing protein RNQ1. The record is from RefSeq and is a predicted model, not a curated record. Bases 1 to 723 code for a protein of 240 amino acids. Lineage: Eukaryota; Fungi; Ascomycota; Saccharomycetes; Saccharomycetales; Saccharomycetaceae. The transcript has a single exon.